GCCAACAUGGCGGCUUCCGAAGGUCCAGUAGUUGUUCCUUCUGAAUCGCCUUCAUCUUGCUUCAAGAGGGAUGAUUUCAUGAAGACAUCGUUUAGUGUUGAUUCUUUUGUUAGUACUUACAAGGGCUUGGUUUCUCUUGAUGUUUUAAAGCAAGAUCUAGAGGAAUAUUUGAAAUCUUUAAGACAUGCAUUGAUUGAGUUGAUCAACCAAGAUUAUGCAGACUUUGUUAAUCUAUCAACCAAUCUGGUUGGAAUGGACAAAAGCAUUAACAACCUAUCAGUUCCAUUAGGCCAGCUCAAAGAAGAAGUAUUGCUGAUCAGAACAGAACUUGAUGGAACAAUUGCCUCUAUUGAGGGGAAACUUGAUGCAAGGUCACAAUUGAGGCAGAAAAAGAUAUGUAUGCAACAUUUACUUAACAUUACAAAAUCCCUUGAGAAGAUUGAGAGACUUCUGCAUGGAUCCCUCACAGAUGAACCAACUUCAACCGGCAAUGAAAGUGAAGACGAGUCUCAUCUGAUAGAAAGAGUGGCAAGUGAAUUCAAUCAGUUGCAGUUUUAUGUCACCCAAAGUCAAGGUCAUCCACUGGUAGAAAACAUUAGAUCUCGUAUUUCUGCCAUUACAUUGACACUUCAAAAGAAACUUGAGACAGCAUUUCAAGAGGGAAUCCAGUCUGGUCAAUUUCAUUUGCUGGCCAGGGUACUCAGGACAUAUGCUAUCAUUGAUAAAAUAAGAGAUGCUGAACUGCUGUUCAGAGAUGUUGUUGUUAAACCAUACAUGAAUGAGGUGAUCUUUGAGCACAUAUUGUUAGCAGACCCAGUCAAUGGACUUCAAGAUAUCUACACCAAAGUACUUGACUUCAUUCCUAAUUACUGUACAAACAUGAUAAAAAUUACAUCAGGACGACUAGAGGACUCCAAUCAAGGAGAACAGAGAACUGCAAUUCGUGGCUAUGACUUCAUUGUCAAUGCUGUAUGGCCUGAAGUUGUUGAGCUUAUUGAGGGACGAUUGCCUUCCAUAUUUGCACCUGGAAAUCCAGACGCAUUUCACAAGAGAUAUACAACAUCCAUGUGGUUUGUAGAAAAGUUUGAAAGUCUCUGUCCCUCACAAACCAGUGUWAGAAGAUUGAGAAAUCACAAGAGUUUUAGUUCAUUCAUGUCACAUUGGAGUCUACCAGUUUACUUCCAGAUAAGGUUUCAAGAAAUUGCAGGUAGAUUGGAAACCAUUUUGAGUUCUCCAAAUACUGAAGUUGAAGGUUCAUUCAAGACAUCUGUGGCCAAUGUGCUGUGGUGGGGUUUGCAGACWUGUUGGAUAGAGUCUGUUUACAUCAAGGCUUUGUGUCACAGGUUUUGGAAACUCACCCUACAGAUCAUUUCACGGGUUACCCAAUGGCUUGUUAUGGAAACGCUUUAUUCUAACCAAGAUGACAGUGAAUCAGCUAAACCACAGACCUCUUAUUUUGUGUACCUUCUUAGUGAUGUUAACACUCUAUCAAGCCAGAUACCAAAGUUGUUUAAAGAGGCAAUAGAACCAAACAUAGUAUCUACAGGACUACAAGAUCAUAUCAAUGUUUUUGAAGAUGCCCUUCAUGAAUCAUUGAGGAAAUUGAAAGAGAUUGUCCCAACAAUAGAAGAGACAAUUAUCAAACAAGUUGUGAAGAAGUCAUCAGCAGGACUUGAUGCAGCUAGAAACAUCCCAAGACUUUACAGAAGAACAAACAAAGAGAUCCCAAACAAACCAUCAGCAUUUGUUGCUAUGGUAACCAAACCACUACAGGAUUUCCAACAAGAGUACAAAGAUCUGGUGUCAACAGAUCAAUUCCUUUACUGGUCAUCAAAGGUUUUCCAAACUAUUUUUGAAAGGUAUGCCACUAUUACAUCUGAUGUAUUAACAUCCAUCAAGAAAACUGAGGAUAGUUUGUUAAGACUAAAGAAAACAAGAAAAGGUGUAACCAUGACAACUAGCAAUACAGACAACCAAGGAACCAUGAGUGAUGAUGAUAAAAUCAGACUACAGUUCUCUCUGGAUGUUGAAGAAUUUAGAAAUAUGAUGAGAGAAUUAAAAGUAAAGGAAGAUUCAUGUCCAGCUUUUGUAGAGUUGUCAGUAAUGGUUCGGGCUGCACAAUCGGGAUCAAAUGGACAAACCUCAUAAAUUAGAUUUUAUUUAUUUAUCUUAUUAGAAAUGAAAAACAACGAUAUAAAAAAAAAUAAUAAGCAAUGUGUAAACAGAAACAUUUUUAAUGAGAAUUUGUGUUUAUAGUAAUUUCUGUUUAAGAAUUACAAAUCACAGACAGUCAUGAUAGUUGUUCCUUGUGGAAUGGUAUUAAGCUAUGGGUAGCUCCUUUGCAGGGUCACUUAAUGCUGGAGUAGCC
Messenger RNA from Exaiptasia diaphana, 2368 nucleotides. Its product is annotated as conserved oligomeric Golgi complex subunit 2. The record is from RefSeq and is a predicted model, not a curated record. Gene Ontology annotation, cellular component: COG complex; membrane. Gene Ontology annotation, biological process: Golgi organization; protein transport; intra-Golgi vesicle-mediated transport. NCBI's taxonomy places the organism in Eukaryota, Metazoa, Cnidaria, Anthozoa, Actiniaria, Aiptasiidae. The transcript is spliced from 17 exons. The coding region runs from base 7 to 2148 and encodes 713 amino acids.